Molecule: messenger RNA, 618 nt
Organism: Daphnia pulicaria
Lineage: Eukaryota; Metazoa; Arthropoda; Branchiopoda; Diplostraca; Daphniidae
Product: tubulin-specific chaperone D-like
Exons: 4
Coding region: 1-618 (205 amino acids)
Biological process (GO): post-chaperonin tubulin folding pathway; microtubule cytoskeleton organization; adherens junction assembly
Cellular component (GO): lateral plasma membrane
Molecular function (GO): GTPase activator activity; beta-tubulin binding
Source: RefSeq, a predicted model, not a curated record
AUGCGUGAUCCCACCAUUCCUCACAUUGAGCAGUUGGAAGAAUUGCGUUCCAUCAUUCCACCGCCUCCGCUGGACAUUUCGACCGAGAAGGAAUGUUUCGAUUUGUGGAUGAAGGUGAUGCGACUCGACACUUACCGCAAAGCCGUCAUCACCGGACUUGUUUCCAGCAUCGGCAGUCUCACGGAUAGUUUGGUUAAAAGUUACAGCGCUCCAUUCAUGAGUUACCUCCGCCAGUUGGUGGCCGAGAACAAAUUGGAUGAACUGAAUUUGGUCACCCGGGAUAUUCUAAACGUGUUUCAAGAGAAUUUGAAUAGUGUCCGACUGAUGCCGUACAUUUUCAACUUCCUGGACCAUCUCUUGUCGUCCGGAUGUUUGGAUUCCGUUUUCAAAUCCAUGUCACGGUCGCUGUUGACCUUGAUUCGUACUGAGAUGACCAAUGGCGGUAAACCGUUAAAAUUGUUGAUAUCGUCGGUGGAUUUGUACUGUCACCUACUCAGAGGUGAUCAAGUGACGUUCGAUAAAUCAAUCAUUCACCUGUUAAAUCUGCUAGUGAAUCGGUUCCCUCGCGUUCGUAAAAUCACGGCCGUACGAGACGCUGCUGACUCUGACAGAUAUUAG